AUGAAUGACUUCUUUCACUGCCGAAUAUAGUGUUUUUGUGCCCAAAAUCAUUUGGCCCCGGCCCAAUGUUUCCAACUGAAUCUCGAGAGCUGAAGACGACUGAAUCAGUGUGCGCAGGAAGGAGGUGAUAAUGUAUUCGGGUUCGGGCGACGGCGGGUCAGGGACGUCGAUGAUGGACGACUUUGAAACCCUGAUUUCAACGACGGACGCGGAGCUGUUGAAGCGAGUAUGGCGGAACGAAAAGGGUGCUCCAGAAAUCCUCCGGUAUGAGGCUGCUCUUGUCCAAAGAUCUCGCGAACAGAUCCAAUUGAUGGAGGAAACUGUGGAGGAUUACACUAAAAAUGGUGUUGAUCCACUCACUGUGUCUCUUUACCAGAUGGACCUGGACAGAACCAUGUUUCUAUUGAGAUCAUAUUUGAGAACUCGUCUCCAAAAGAUUGAGAAGUACGUGCUUCACAUCCAAAGAUCUGAUGAAUUAUGGAACCGUUUAUCAAAACAAGAACAAAGAUUUGCUCAGAGGUCUGCAGAAGAUAUACAGCAACAUUUAGAACAAUCAGUGCUCUCAAAGUUCCCUCCUGGUUUCAACUCUCACUUGAAGCAAUCUUCUUGCAGUGAGAAAGAUGACAUGGUCCCAGAACCACGUCCGAACCUUCACGUCAUCUGCAGGAGUAAGAGGGAUUUGGGAGCUUUUCAGCUGGAUGACAGAGGGGAAGAUAUUAUCCGCAUUGAAGCGGACGAUCUGUACGCCUUGCCUUACAAUUCGAUCAAGCCACUCGUUGAAAACGGACAGAUUGAUAUUGUAUGAGAGCACCAUCCAUCCCAGAGGAUAUGAAUACACACAGAGAGAGAGAGAGAGAGAGAGAGACCUCACGCUCAUCUUGGAUGUACAAUGUAACUUUAUUGGUAGGUGAAAGAAAGGAAUCAGCAGAUGCCAGUUUCAAGAACCCAAUUUGUAUUUGUAUGAUUUUUUUUUUCACCAAAGAUUUCUGUAAUUUCUAGUUUGUCACUAGUCUGUUAUUCAAGCUUUGCUCGAAUAAGUUCAUAAAAACUACUCCCAAAAUUCAAAAUCUCAAUUUGGAUUAUGGCUGUUGAUUAAAUUAAUUUCUCACUU
Cuscuta campestris is the source of this 1111-nucleotide messenger RNA. Lineage: Eukaryota; Viridiplantae; Streptophyta; Magnoliopsida; Solanales; Convolvulaceae. The record is from the annotation of a GenBank genome assembly.